CAUGAAAGAUCAAGUUCUUUCCCUCCCAGCCUUGUACUGUGGCUGAAAUGGGAGGACCAUAAGGCCCAUAGUACACCUUGUGUUCACACCUACGAACCAGAAAGACAAUUUCUCUGUUUAGAACCUACUCUGAUAUUGAGGCUAGACUGGAGGUACAAUCGAAAAUCAGAUUGCAAUUCACCCCCAAAAUCAAAUUGAAAAUCCUAAGUCGCUGAUUUGGGGCAGAAACGGCGUCGUUGGCAGAGGAAGAGAUGUACGGUGGCGGAGGAGACGAGGAUGAGAGCAUGGGAUUAGGGACGAUGAGGGUGAUGGUGACUAGUCCUACAGGGCAGUGGGGCCCGGACGAGACGAGGGAGCUGAUCGCGAUCCGUGGGGAGCUGGAGAGGGACUCCUCUGUGGCCAAGCGCAGCAAGGCUCUGUGGGAAGCAGUCAGCUCUAGGAUGACGGCCAGAGGCUUCAAUCGAACUUCGGAACAGUGCAAGUGCAAGUGGAAGAAUCUCCUCAUUCGAUACAAGGGGAAGGAGACGUCUGAUCCGGAGAUUGGCAGGAAAUGUCCAUUCUUUGAGGAAUUGCAGGCGGUGUUUACUGAGAGAGAAAGGAAUAUGCAGAGAUUGCUGCUUGAUUCCGAGGCGGGUACUCCCCGUUCCAAGAAGAGGGUGAAGAAAGCGAGGUCGGGCCGAUCGUCGGAUGAGUUAUCGGAAGACCCUGAUGAGGAUGAGGAUGGGAGCAAUGGAAAUAUUAAGAAGAUGAAGGCUGAAAGAGUGGUAAUGCCAAGAGCAAUGAAUGCUACUGCAAAUUUUAGCAGUGGGAGUAGUAGUGUAACGGAAAUGCUCAAGGAGUUUUUAAAGCAGCAGCAGAGGAUGGAGAUUGAGUGGAGAGAAAUGAUGGAGAGGCGGGCACAGGAACGGCAGUUAUUUGAGCAGGAAUGGCGUCAGAGAAUGGUAAAGGUGGAGAGGGAGCGGUUAAUGGUUGAGAAAGCUUGGAGGGAGAGGGAAGAACAAAGGAGGAUGAGAGAUGAGAGCAGAGCUGAGAGGAGGGAUGCCCUCAUAAACAGUAUCUUGAAUAAACUUAUCGAUCAAACUAACUUCUGACUUUAUCAAGUAAAUGGUUGAUUUAUUUUGUUUUGGUGUACAAGUUUGAGAGUCCUUUCUCCCAUCCAUUUAAGACCAGAUCACACUCUUCCAUGGAUGCUAGGGUUCACCAAAUUGCAUACUUGAUUUGCAGCUCUAGGCAAAUAGUGUAGGGGCACUUUCUGUUUGCCUCUUCAUGUAGUGUAUACGUUGCUUUUCCAGAAAACUGUGUGUAAUUUCUCUUUCCUUUUCUUAUUUUUAGUAUUUUGAAGAAAGUAUUAUUCAUGUAAUAGUGUUUCAUUGCUUUUAAUGCAAAUGGAAAUUGGAGAUUGAAAUUUAAGUGUGCAUUGAAGAUUCUGA
This is a messenger RNA of Rosa chinensis, 1430 nucleotides long. RefSeq names its product trihelix transcription factor GT-3b. Lineage: Eukaryota; Viridiplantae; Streptophyta; Magnoliopsida; Rosales; Rosaceae. The transcript is spliced from 2 exons. The record is from RefSeq and is a predicted model, not a curated record. The coding region runs from base 252 to 1091 and encodes 279 amino acids.